Molecule: messenger RNA, 438 nt
Organism: Spathaspora passalidarum NRRL Y-27907
Lineage: Eukaryota; Fungi; Ascomycota; Pichiomycetes; Serinales; Debaryomycetaceae
Gene: ZCF22
Product: Zcf22p
Exons: 2
Coding region: 81-392 (103 amino acids)
Biological process (GO): positive regulation of transcription by RNA polymerase II
Cellular component (GO): nucleus
Molecular function (GO): zinc ion binding; DNA-binding transcription factor activity, RNA polymerase II-specific; transcription cis-regulatory region binding
Source: RefSeq, a predicted model, not a curated record
AUAGAUAACAACCUUAAACCAUUGCCUUGAAAGUUGGCCGUCACAACUUGUAGAAGUCCAGGCUAUUCCAAUGAUCACCGAUGUUUUCAGUUCUUGAUGCCAAGUCACUUUCCAAAACCAAGAGGAAGAAUCCGUCGUUGAAACCAGAAUACUUGAUUGCUGCGAAGGAUGAAAAAAACGGCUUUGAACAGAAACCUAUAAAGUUGAAUAAUAUAGUCAAGACCAGGUUUAGAAGCAAGGAUGGAUGUUUAAACUGUCGAAAGAGAAGAAAGAAGUGUGACGAGACCAUGCCCAUUUGUUAUGCUUGUCAAUAUCGACACUUGGAAUGCACUUGGCCCAAACACGUACAAGAACGAAUGUCAGAAUCUCCUAGUGUAGAUUCCACAAAAUAAAAUCAAUAGCAAAAAAGUUAUAUAUUGUAAUAUACAAAGCUAAUUC